Tribolium castaneum (red flour beetle) is the source of this 520-nucleotide messenger RNA. RefSeq names its product spt4 (gene spt4). NCBI's taxonomy places the organism in Eukaryota, Metazoa, Arthropoda, Insecta, Coleoptera, Tenebrionidae. Gene Ontology annotation, biological process: regulation of transcription elongation by RNA polymerase II; transcription elongation-coupled chromatin remodeling. The transcript is spliced from 4 exons. Gene Ontology annotation, cellular component: DSIF complex; nucleus. Bases 98 to 445 code for a protein of 115 amino acids. The record is from RefSeq and is a predicted model, not a curated record. Gene Ontology annotation, molecular function: RNA polymerase II complex binding; zinc ion binding.
AUUGUGACAGUUGCCUAGGACGCCAAGUGACGCAAUAAAGCUUUUGGAGGUUAGAGCUUAGAGCUGUUUGCAUUUUUGUGGGUCCUAAGUUCGAACAAUGACUUUAGAGACAAUCCCAAAAGACUUACGCGGUUUACGGGCUUGCUUAGUUUGCUCGCUAAUAAAAUCCUUUGACCAGUUCGAAUACGAUGGGUGUGAUAAUUGCGAUUUCCUUCGAAUGAAAGGCAAUCGAGACAAUGUGUACGACUGUACAAGUUCUAAUUUCGACGGGAUGAUCGCAGCAAUGAGUCCAGAUGAUAGCUGGGUUUGUAAAUGGCAAAGAAUAAAUCGAUUUUGUAAGGGUGUGUAUGCCAUUUCGGUAUCUGGCCGAUUACCAGCAGGCAUUAUAAGAGAAAUGAAAAGCAGAGGCAUUGUGUACAGACCAAGGGACACGAGUCAACGAUAGAAACUCAUAUUACUAAGUUAUUCUGGAUGUAAUAAUUAAUUUGAAAUAAAAUUUAUUUACAAGCAAAUACAUAAA